Pseudovirgaria hyperparasitica is the source of this 4841-nucleotide messenger RNA. RefSeq lists its product as uncharacterized. The record is from RefSeq and is a predicted model, not a curated record. Gene Ontology annotation, cellular component: transcription export complex 2; nucleus; cytoplasm. The coding region runs from base 358 to 4671 and encodes 1437 amino acids. NCBI's taxonomy places the organism in Eukaryota, Fungi, Ascomycota, Dothideomycetes, Acrospermales, Acrospermaceae. The transcript has a single exon. Gene Ontology annotation, biological process: mRNA export from nucleus.
CGCCAAACAAGCUCUCGCGACUGAAUCCGCGCUCACGAUUCCCCAUCCUGACGCAACCGGAAUUGCUUAUUCUCUAUACGCUAAACCUUCCAACCUUGUUGUUUAACCUUUUAUUUCAUACCAACACCCAUCGCCAAUUUGACUGAACACAGCACCUCAAAACAUCUACUCCGCCUAACAUUGAUCAUCUGCGCAAAAGCAACAUAAAGUCCCAAUAUCCCACCGCACAUUCCCGCAUACCUGCACGGCUCCGAGGCUGCACGAGUUGAUCCUACAACGCUGCUCAUACAUUGUCUGCCAACACAACACUCUUCACAAAUCUCAUGAAGUCGUGGUCGGAUCUUCAACAUCUUCACGAUGUUUGAAGGCCGCUCGGGCCGAGGAUCGACGAUCACAAAAGGCGGUCCGGGGCUCCUCAAAGGUCCACAUACGAAAUUUCAGGGAGCUACAGACGAUACGGCCCGCUUAAAGAGUCGACAUGGGAUGAACAAUGUCUCUCGCGGCGGUGCGCGCGGAAACGCGCGCAGCACGGCAUCCACAAGAGGAAGAGGAAGAGGUGGCAGAGCGCAACCUAGCGGAUAUCCAUCGCAGCGGCGAAAGUCACAAGACUCACAUAUUUCACAAGAAGGCGAAUCCCAGACUUCGGUCACAUACAAACCAACUGGUGAUGCUGCACAUGACCGUUGGAAGCUGCUUCAGCAGAGGAGACAGAUUGAAACCAAGAAUGCAAUCGACAAGGGUCUGAUAUGGGAUCAGAGCAAGAAGGGUAUGCGUCUCGGCGACGCCCGAGCUCCCAGAGGAACUUGUCCGAGCAUGUGUCCGGAAUACGAAAGAGCCGAGAGAAUUUCGAACAACGAUGUUUGGGCUCAAGAACGAGACGCCCAAAACAAACCAGACGAAACAAGAAUGGUCAAGAAGUUUCGACGAGCAGCAGCAGGGCAGGGUGAAGCUCUCCCUUCAGACCUCAGGCCUCCGGAAAUGCUCCAGAAAACAAUGGACUUCCUCGUCAACGAUGUGAUUGCGAAUGCAGAAUGGCUUGGCGACGUGGCCAAAUUUGUUUGGGAUCGGACGCGUAUGAUCCGGACUGACUUUACCAUCCAAAGAGUCGCGGAAGUCAAGAAGGACUACUCGAAUAUGGCGGAUGUCAGGAUCGCUAUGGAGACAUACGAACGGUGCAUCCGUUACCAUAUCCUAUCGAUGCACCACAACGGUGAUACCGCGCGGGAGACAAAGCCAGACUACAGUUGGCAACAGGACCUGGAGCAACUCGAAAGCACCUUCUCCACGCUUACCCACAUGUACGAUGAUCAUAGAGAUCACUAUCGCUCUCCAAAUGAGGUUGAAAUGAAGUCAUACCAGAUCAUCCUUGCUGUACGAAAAGCGACGCAGAGUUUAGAGCACGACAUAGAAACUAAGUGGCCUCCGGAGUUCAUCACAAAUCCAGCUAUUGACGUGGCUCUCAAAAUAUACGCUGCUGCCGGCGACAUAAAGAAAACCCAUGGCCCGCUGAGGCCGGAAACCACAUUUCCCGUAGUUCAGGCCAAUUGGCAACAUUUCUGGAAUACUGUGAGAUCAAGUCAGGUGUCGUACCUUAUGGCUUGCGCUGCUGAGGCUGUCUUCGACAUCGUUAGACACAAUGCUCUCAACGCGAUCUGGAAUGGGUACAACCGGGGAAAGGGAAAGCCAACGGACUUUGAAAUAAAAGAUCUGAAGGACAUUUUAGCUUUUGAUACUCCCGAAGAGACGCUCACUUACUGUGAGUAUUUCGGCUUCACAGCAUAUGUGGAUGCUAUGGGACGUUUGUGCCUAGAUCUUGGCGAGGUGCGCACCACCAGAGAUCCUCUACGCAAGCCGAAGGAUGGACUCAAACCUCAGUACAUGGCAAAGUGGAUUGAGCCAAAGCGAAAGCGCCGCAAUCUUGCAGCCAUCAUAAACGGCUGGUCUGUUGAAGAAGCUGAGAAGCAUGGCAUGCUCGUUGAACAGAUCGAAGAGAAUGUUCACGUUGAAGACGUUCCAAUGAAGGUGUCGAAGAAGUUUCGUAACGAGUCUUCACUCUUCGUACCAGAGAACCCAGAGAGCCCCGAAAACAGUGAAGUCGAUGCGGAAGGAGAUGAAGAGGCUGAGGACGACGAGGACGACGACGGGGACCAAGAGAACGAAGAUGAAAGUGAAUAUGAGGAUGAGGAUGAGGAUGGGGAUAAGGACGAAGAGGAGGAAGAGCACGAAGGGAACCAAGAUGUCGCUACUGCCACCGCUGCUGUCGCUCAUCCUGGCCGUCGCCCUGAGGACAAUCCUUCACCCAAGCUCAACCCUUUCGCAAGCGCAUUUCAACCUCGAAACAGUCUCGGUACGACCACGAAAGCCUUCGGUGGGACUUUCGGACAGCCUUCGGUUUCGUAUACACAACCCCCGGCUAAGACCGCCACUUCUAGCCCAUUUUCUGCUUUCGCAUCAGCCUCGAAUCCCUCAUCAAGCUCGACCUUUGGCAAACCCUCUUUCCAGCCGCCCAUUGCGGUACAGAAACCUACAUCUUUGUCCGCUACCACUUCAACACCUGAAGACGGGGCUAGCUCUACUUUGGCUGCUCAAAGUCUGCUAACACAGUCGGCAUUCUCGCAGCCUCCCUCGUCACAUGACUCGAAACCGUCCUCUGUGGCUUCACCUUUCGCACCUCCGAAUCCAUCACCUAGCGGUACGACAUCUCCACUAUCAACUUCUGCGAAAUCUGUCACCCAUCCGGAAUCAGCAUACAAUCUAGCAUCUGCGAGCGAAGGCCGCAGUAAUGACCUUGCAGCCAAAUCCUCCACCUCAUCUACAGCUACUGCUCCAGCAACCAACCCUUUCGGUUUUGGUGGUACAUUUCCCUCAUUCACGACUACACGACCUUCACAAAUACCCGCGCAAGCGUCGUCGAGCCUUCAAUCCUUCACCAAAAACACGCAAGCUCAACCCUUACCUCCGCAGGUCAGCUCCUCAAGCUCAACAUCGACCGCAACAUUGUCUGCGUUUGCACCGACCUCUGCACCAGCUUCUACUGCUUUCACGCCAUCUUCAGUGACCAAAGUGACAGGCCCAGCAGCAUCGACGUUAAACUCAUCACCACUGGCAAAGCCUACGCAGACGCAGAACGAUGGCGAUCCGAGCAUUACAGGGGAACAGCAGAUCUCGUCUUCAUUCUCGAAGUCUACUGUGUCAUCACAAUUUCCAGAGUCUACUAUCUCUGAUCAACAGAACCGCACCCAAAAGCGGUCUGAAAUAUUCGAGUCGCUUGCUGUUCAGCUCAUCGAAGAGCCUGAGCGUGGAUUCAUGAAACAAUUGAUGGACUUCGUCAUUUUCCAGACUGUGCGCGAAUCAUUGGGUGAGUUCGAAGAAGAGAAGCUGCGUAAGGAAGCAGAUGCAUUUCGACAGAAUAAGUUGGCUAUCAAAUACUGUAUCAUUUGGUAUCGCAAUGUGAAGCGGAAGAAAAGUCGGCAGCGUCGACACGAUAGGAAAGAACGAGCCCGGCAACAGUUGGAGCUGAUGAAGGCGAAAGAGAACGAAAUACCCAAGAAUUCGGCAGAAGCACUUCUGCAGGCACGGUCACGGAAUGGCAAGGAAAAAUUGCGAAGCAAUGGAGUCGCACCAACUGUCUCUCGUACCGUAGAGCAACCAGACACGCCUCAAGAAGACUUUGCUGUUAAACAGCCGGUGAAAAGCCCUGUCGAGAGCCCUGUCACACAUACUCCUGUAAGGCAUUCUCCACGCCCCUUUAAUGCUGCAGAGCUUUUCGGUGUCACACCUCGCAACAGCAUCAGCCGGCAUACCCUGGAUACCCAGUCUGUUCGCCCUGUAUCCCAUGAACGCCUUAACCAAACACAUUCAGCCUACUUCAAUUCCAUCGCUAGCAGCGAUGUCGACUCCACCGCCAGAUCUAGCUUCAAUCGUAAGCGUACACGCCACGUACAAGAUGACGGCUCCGACGACGAUCUUUCGCCUGAUAGAAACUCUCUGCCAGGCAUCACCAGCACAUCAUACUGGUCGAAGAGCCGCAAACGCAUGAAUUCGCUUUCCGGUGGUAUGGACUUACGCCGCUCCUUCGGCCCAAUCGCCGGUCUGAACGCACACCUACGCCCAUCUUCGUCUCAUACGUCGCACGCAUCCACUCCAGCACCUGAUGUCGCUGCCGUCGAUCCCCGUGAUGCAGCCCUUCUUGCCCGUGUUGCUCGCGCACGCGCUUCGCUCAUGGGUACAUCGCCGUCUGUGUCUUCGAGCCCGGCUCUAGCAGACCUCAAGCCAUUACAAAGGACCCUUCCCGGCCGUGUCGAGGGAUUCCAUAAGGAGGAGCCACGCGACAAGCCCGCUUAUUGGUAUCGUAUUUCGCGAUUCGUGAAGCGCGAGGACUAUGGAAAGGCAGUGCUGGAUGUGGACAGACCGAAGUUCAGUCUUACGAAUGCGCUGAAGCCGCAGCUUGAGGCGGCACAGAAGGAGGUGCGCAGUAUGGAAGAGGACAAGCUGCAGAAUCACACACAAAAGGGGAAGAGGAAGCAUGACGAGAAGACAAAGCAGGAGGAGAACAAGAAGAGGAAGGCGACCCGCAAGAACAUGACGGCGCCACCUCUACCACCACCAGGACCGCCAAAGUUGGCCAACAGCGCAGCGGGUGGUUCUUGGGAUGACGCGAUUGAGUUGUAAUUUGAGACGACUUACGCAUGCUGACUUGGUCUUCUUUGCAUAAAACUUUGUAGCAUACCUCAUCAUAGCAUUUAGGGAAAGGAAUACCCUGCGCUUAAGCGCUCGCUCGUGACUUCACACGAGUAAAUACACAUACACAUACGCAUGCACACGCGUAUACAUUAUUGCAC